Molecule: messenger RNA, 1173 nt
Organism: Pseudogymnoascus destructans
Lineage: Eukaryota; Fungi; Ascomycota; Leotiomycetes; Thelebolales; Thelebolaceae
Exons: 1
Coding region: 1-1173 (390 amino acids)
Source: RefSeq, a predicted model, not a curated record
AUGUGGUACGAUGUUGACGCCGAUAGACCACUUAUGAACAUUUUUAUUUACAGCCUCAAAGAAAGCAUCAUUACCAAGAUCAAACCCCAAUUCCGUAUUACUUGCACACUCCAUGUUGACUUUAAUUAUCGUCAUAGUCUCGCCAUUGCGCUCAUGAAGGCUACUACGCAGCCCGACAUUGACCUUGAUGACGAGUCGGAAGGGGAAGACGUGCCCAAGGCAUACAUAGGGGGGAGCAGCGGGAUCGUCGCAGACGUCAACCCAUCCGACCCCGAGAGCAUCGAUAUACCGGGGGUAAACGUCCCAAGUACGGAGGACAUCCCAGUCGAGCCUGAUGGUAUCGAUAUACCAGAGGCAAACGUCCCAAAUACGGAUAAUAUCCCAGUGGAGCCUGGUGGUAGCGAUAUAUCAGAGGAAAAUGUCCCCAACACGGAUAAUAUCCCAGUGGAGCCCGAAACAUCCAUCCUACAGCCUCUCUCGAGUACAGCUAUCGAUGUCCUCGCGGGGUCCCGAGUGCCAACCAUCGACAUCAUAUUAAACAGCGCGGGCAUAAUGAGCAUCCAGGAAUAUACCCACAGCCGCGGGAGGAUCGAGAUGUACUUCUCGACAAAUCAUACAGGAUACUUUCUAUUCGCCUGCCUAAUAGCGCCGCAGCUUAUCGAGCCAGUAUGCGACACCACAAACUGGAUGAUGCUUGUACAGAAAGAUAGGCGGCCGUUUCGCGAAAGGUCGACUAUAGUGUGGGCAGAUAUGCGUUAUGGGAUUUUAAGUACGGAUCAUGGCUGGUCGCCUAUACGGAGAUUUGGGGUAUUCGAGUUGAUGUCGCGUCGUGAACUGGAUGAGGAAGAUAUCCCUCUAGAUUAUCCCGCGGAAGUUCAGCGGGAGUGGACAGCGAAUUUUAUGUUUGUGCUUGCCAGAGCUGUCAUUUACAUGCUUGAUUUACUCGUGUUCGUUUCUAUUUCUGUUCUUGUCGUUGCGGGUGGCACCCGUUUUAUAUCACUUGUUCAGGGGUUUUAUAGGGAUAUUAACAGGGAGACCGUGUUUGGGAUGCGUGAAUCAGUGCGAGGUGUGUAUUGUUUUCUAAAAUCGAUAUCCGAACAUUGGCCACAUGCGAUUUGGUUCGUGAAUAUAGAGCACGCUGCGGUCGGUUAUCAUCUGGAGAAGUGUCAUUGA